Molecule: messenger RNA, 485 nt
Organism: Phytophthora nicotianae INRA-310
Lineage: Eukaryota; Oomycota; Peronosporomycetes; Peronosporales; Peronosporaceae
Exons: 1
Coding region: 1-300 (99 amino acids)
Source: RefSeq, a predicted model, not a curated record
AUGACGACGGAGCGGUUGUCCAUCGCUCGAGGAAGAAGCAGCACACUACACGCGUGCGAUUGGACGGGGAUGGAAACGGCGGUAACGAAGCGGUGGAAGUGUCCAGGUCGGUCAUGUCGCGUGGCGUUGCAGCAGGGCUGCCCGGUGAUGAUGGUGGACUCAGUACUGACUGUGGGGACGGCCAUGGCGGUCAUCGUGGAGGCCAGGGCGGCUCUGGUGGAGCUCGACGAGGUGGAUCUGGAGGUCGUGAUCGAGGCUACAGCAACCGAGUUGGUGGUAGUCGUGGCGACGCAGUCGUGAUAACGGUAGCGGCAGCGGGCGGGAUGACCAAGGAGGAACACCCCAACAACGACAAUACGUGGAUACACUCAUACCCGCGACGCUGGCGGCACCACCACCGGCACCCAGCACCAACAAUUCCGACAAUUGUAGAGUCGAGACCGAAGACAAAUAAACUGGAAGUGAACGAAUUCGCGGGAAUGGAG